AUAUAUGUCUACAUAAAAACCAUAGUGUACAAUAAAUUGAAUUUUUUGCUGCUUUUGCCCAUAUAAACCCACACAUAAAAGUCCCUUUCACUAUACCUAUUUUACCACACAGUUACACACACAAGGACAGACAUGUUUUAAUGUAGUAUGUCUCUUUGACUUGGACUCUCUCACUCACACUCACACUCACACUCACUCUCACACUCACACUCACACUCACACGCUUGCAAAUCAGCAUUCUCAGUAAAAAAAAAAACACACCAUCGAUCACACUACACGCACUCAAUUUUACACCAUUUUUUGCUCAUCAGGAACGCUAAUUCCCAUCCCUGCACCACGACCGCCGGCGAUGGGCACACUACGCCGCCGCCGUCGACUGUUGCUCUCCAGCGCCACCGUGGCUUUCCUCCUCCUAAUUGCGUCAGUCUCGGCUCUUGCCCACAACCCAACUCGCCAUUUCCUCAGUGUUGGAGUGAGGAAGAUUAGGGAGGAGGUGGCGGCCGAGGGGUUGAUGGCACGGCGGCGACUCGGGGGGCCGGGGUCGUCGCCGCCGACAUGCAGAUCCAAGUGCGGGAGGUGCGCACCAUGUAAACCGGUUCACGUGCCGAUUCAACCCGGGUUCAGUAUGCCAUUGGAGUACUAUCCAGAGGCCUGGAGAUGCAAGUGCGGAGACAAGCUCUUCAUGCCUUAGAAAAUUAAAAAAAAAAAAAAAAGGAGAAAUUUUCAGUGAAAAUCUUUUCUUUUCUCUUUUUUUUUUUGUAAUUUUGUACUAUUUUGGGGAAUUAUUAUUAUUAAUUUUGCUAUAUAGAUAUAAUAAUAAUGCAGAAACACAGAGUGUAGUACAGUAGUGUUGAUGAGAUAACAAACUGUUCAGUGGUUCAGACUUUGAGAAGCCUUUCAAUUUUCUUUCUGUUUUUUUAAUUAAAAAAAUUAAAUUUCUUUUUAUUUUGCUAUCUUACA
Sesamum indicum (sesame) is the source of this 960-nucleotide messenger RNA. RefSeq names its product EPIDERMAL PATTERNING FACTOR-like protein 4. Gene Ontology annotation, biological process: stomatal complex development; guard cell differentiation. The record is from RefSeq and is a predicted model, not a curated record. NCBI's taxonomy places the organism in Eukaryota, Viridiplantae, Streptophyta, Magnoliopsida, Lamiales, Pedaliaceae.